Molecule: messenger RNA, 1366 nt
Organism: Didymodactylos carnosus
Lineage: Eukaryota; Metazoa; Rotifera; Eurotatoria; Philodinida; Philodinidae
Source: the annotation of a GenBank genome assembly
AUGACUGUCCUGGCACAUUAUAUCUUGUAUUUUUUAUCUUGUAUUAUACUCGCCAAAUUUAUCGUCUGUUCACCUUCAUCCAUCGACAGAAUCGCAACGACACAAACUUUUGAAAUUAACUCCACUAUUAAGUAUGAGUUUAUUUAUACCAAAGCUGUGGAUGAUAAACCAACUCUCUUGUUUCUCCACGGCUUCCCGUCAUCGUUUCAUUCAUGGCGUCAUCAAACUAAAUAUUUUUCAGAGCAAGGUUACGGAUGUCUAGUACCCAACUUAAUGGGCUACGGUAAAACCUAUUCUCCAUUGAACGAAAAUGAAUACAACAGCAAAUCAAUGAUCGAACAUCUGAUUGCUCUUCUCGGCCAUGUGGGGUUGGGUAAUUCCAAAGUCUUCGUCAUUGGACAUGACUGGGGAGCGCGAACGGCAAGCCGAUUUGUGUUGUACCAUCCCGAGAAAACAUUAGGCGCUGUGCUCCUCAGCGUUGCAUAUAGCCCACCGAUAAAAUUCAACCUGACCUUGGCUCUUCAGCAGUCAUUGCAAAAUAAUGGCUAUGAAAGUAUUGGUUACUGGGAAUUCUUCGAGGCCAACGAUGCAGCACGGAUUAUUGAGCAAAAUCUGGAUAGUUUUAUCGACCUUAUCUUCGCAAGUAAUUCGACACUCGCAAAGACGGAUUUUGCUCCGGUUGGUAAGGUACGACAAUGGCUAAUCAAUGGAAACCGAACUAAUCGGUCUUCGUACAUGACAAAAGAAGACUACGACACAGUUCACGAUUAUCUCGCCGGAGGAAUGCAACCAAAAUUGAAUUGGUUCAAAGCAGUAAUUGCGAACGUCGAUUGGGAGUAUGAAAAGACUCUUAAUGCAUCAGUGCAACGACCUGUGCUAUUUAUUGAAGGCACCAAAGAUUAUAUUGGUAUUAUUGGUGCCGCUGAAAGACAAAAGGACUACAUCGCUGACUUGGAAAUAAUUAAAGUGGACACUGGUCAUUGGGCUGAAGCUCAAUUUCGUGUUCUAAAAGGUCAAAAGAAAAUAGACAAGACCAUCAUCGACAGUCAAGAACAAGCUUUUUGGCGUGUUAUGCGUCCUUCGAAAUGCACGGACAUUCGGAAUGAACUUUACACUUAUCGACUGAUGAAACGUGAUGACGCAUUAAGAUGUCAUGUCCUCAACGACUAUGAUCCAUUCUUGGGCCAUGGUCCACCUUCAAGUCCUUGGCUCUUGUCGGAUACUGACCGAUGGGAUCUCAUGCAGCCACUGUACACUCCCAGGUCCAAGAAAACGGCACCGUUAACGGUAAGUUAACGUGCCGUAAACGGACCGUUUUCAGAACCUAAAACUCGUAACGUUUUAGGAUCUUAAAUAAAUCGUUUUU